This is a messenger RNA of Acanthochromis polyacanthus (spiny chromis), 2321 nucleotides long. RefSeq names its product G protein-coupled receptor 85 (gene gpr85). The transcript has 2 exons. Gene Ontology annotation, biological process: G protein-coupled receptor signaling pathway. The record is from RefSeq and is a predicted model, not a curated record. Bases 419 to 1552 code for a protein of 377 amino acids. NCBI's taxonomy places the organism in Eukaryota, Metazoa, Chordata, Actinopteri, Pomacentridae. Gene Ontology annotation, molecular function: G protein-coupled receptor activity. Gene Ontology annotation, cellular component: plasma membrane.
GUUCUCUUCCCGUUUUUUUUUCUUCGUUUCCUUCCGCUGGCCUUGUCUUGUGUGGUGGCUGCGAUUCUGGGCAAUUCAUAGCGGGGACUUGGAAAUUAUUCUAGUCUAAUGGACGUGCGGAUCCGCUCCACGGUUAUGCUUCAUCCAGUCGACCGGGAUGCAAAGGCGAUUAUUUCACUCUGCUGUGGCUUUUUCAUGAAAAAUAUCGGAUUCGGUGCGUAAAAAUACUCGGGGAGGACGCAUUUAAACGCGGCUUUUUUUUUUUAGGUGUGAUGAGACAAAGGAACAAAGGAUGCCUUAGAGGAGAGGUUGCCUAUAUGCCUGGAAACCUCUUCAAAGCACACCGCCAAAUGGAUCUAACGCCUCCCCCUGCCACCUCUAGAUCAUGAUACUUGGCUGAAGCUAUUCCGCUAUCUUUAUGAUCCCUCCUCCAUCUAUGGCGAACUAUAGCCAUGCAGGGGACCACACCAUCUUGCAGAAUGUCUCUCCUCUCGCCACGUUCCUCAAACUGACCUCUCUGGGUUUCAUCAUUGGAGUCGGUGUGGUCGGAAACCUCCUGAUCUCCAUCCUGCUGGUCAAAGACAAGAGCCUGCACCGGGCGCCCUACUAUUUCCUGCUGGACCUGUGCGCCUCCGAUAUCCUGCGCUCCGCCAUCUGCUUCCCCUUUGUCUUCACCUCAGUCAAGAAUGGAUCUGCCUGGACCUACGGCACACUGACCUGCAAGGUGAUCGCCUUCCUGGGUGUGCUCUCCUGUUUCCACACGGCGUUCAUGCUCUUCUGCGUCAGCGUCACGCGCUACCUGGCCAUCGCGCACCACCGUUUCUACACCAAGAGGCUGACUUUCUGGACGUGCUUGGCCGUCAUCUGCAUGGUGUGGACGUUGUCAGUGGCGAUGGCGUUCCCGCCGGUGCUAGACGUAGGGACGUACUCUUUCAUCCGGGAGGAGGACCAGUGCACCUUCCAGCACCGUUCCUUCAGGGCCAAUGAUUCGCUGGGCUUCAUGCUCCUGCUGGCGCUCAUCCUCCUGGCCACACAGCUGGUUUACCUCAAGCUCAUCUUCUUCGUCCACGACCGUCGAAAGAUGAAGCCCGUCCAGUUCGUGCCUGCUGUCAGUCAGAACUGGACCUUCCACGGGCCAGGCGCCAGCGGGCAGGCGGCCGCCAACUGGCUGGCUGGAUUUGGUCGAGGCCCCACCCCGCCUACUCUGCUGGGCAUCCGGCAGAACAGCAACGCGGCAGGCCGCCGGCGUCUACUGGUUUUGGAUGAGUUCAAAACAGAGAAGAGGAUUAGUAGGAUGUUCUACAUCAUGACGUUUUUCUUCCUGGCGCUGUGGGGGCCCUACCUGGUCGCCUGCUACUGGCGGGUUUUUGCGAGGGGCCCUGUGGUCCCUGGAGGCUACCUGACAGCAGCCGUUUGGAUGAGCUUUGCCCAGGCUGGGGUCAACCCUUUCAUCUGUAUCUUCUCCAACAGGGAGCUCCGGCGCUGCUUCAGCACCACACUCCUCUACUGCAGAAAAUCCAGGUUACCAAGGGAACCCUACUGCGUUAUAUGAUGGUUUUGCUGUGGGUUUUUUCUCUUCUAUGUCUCUAUUACCCUGAUUGAUCUUGAUCUGGGCUCGUUCCCGUUGUACAGCGCACUCUCUCUUUCUAUCUCUCUUCUCUUCAUCCUCCAGCUCCUCCUGUUCCUCCUCCUCCUAACCCUUCUUUUCAGAGGUGGAAGGUGGACUUGCCAGUCACGUGGCUCCGUUGGGGUGAUUGAGUUUGAAAACGUAUCAAAAACGUGGAGAUUGAAGGGAAUGGGAAUACGCAGGAGGUAUGGAUCCCCUCCUGUGUUUAUGUUCUAGUAAACAGACAUUGUGGAAGGCCAUGCCAAUGCAGAGAAGCAAAAAGUUGAAAAAAAAACAAAAGCGAAAAAACAAAAAAAAAAGAUUUGAGAAAACAAUGAAAACGAAACCUCUUGCUUUGGAUAUUUUGAAGAUGCGUUAUUCUGUGAGGUGUGAAAUACAUAAAUAUGAAAAGAAAAAGAAAAAAAGAACACAAAACAAAGAAAUGAUACCUCUCAAGGAAUCACUGGAAAGGUUUUACAUUUUAAGAGUUGCACUACAAAGAAGAUGUAAAGAUGCUUUUUUUGGGUCAACAGUUGCCAGUUGCAUUGCAAGGACAACUUUUUGUCUUUUUUUUGUUUUUUUUUUCGUCCCCCCCAAACUAAACAAUGAAUGCUUUAAUUUGCAACAGACUACACAAUCGCUGUAAGUAAAGCAAAACUUGGUGACUGUUGGAAUACACCAUCACAAGAGGAUAAAAUGGUUUUAAUGUAAGUGA